AUGCACACUAUGAGUUCUAGUAUAAAAGAUAACAAAGAAUCUGAACUUGGCGAGGCGUUCUCACCAGAACAACAAAAGGUCAUUAUGCAACAUUUAAUGAUAACAAAACAGUUGAACAUCAACGUUAAGAACUAUUCACAUGUUCCUUGCAAAUUCUUCAAAUCAGGAAAAUGUCAGGCCGGUGAACAUUGCAAAUUCUCACAUCAAUCGAAUAUUUUAAAUUCUGCUAAUUUAAUUCCAUGCAAGUAUUACAAAAAGGGACACUGUAAGUUUGGUGAACAUUGUGUCAAUUCUCAUGAACUGACAUCGCCAUCAUUAGAACAAACUAUAAAUACUCAAACAAACAGCAAUGAUAGGAGCAGAAGUAAGCUUGAGGUUGCAGAUGAUGACAGCAUUGAUUCCAUCAGUAUGCUUGCCGCAAAUAAUAAUCUAUUAAGUCUAAGAAAUGGUGGUGUCCAUUUAGGCAGCUCAUACGAAGAGUCCGCGAGAAAUAUCAAUUCAACUUUCGCUAGUUCCAUACCUUCUUCAAGUACGAACAGUUUUGCUCCUUAUAACUAUAAUAGAGCAGGCUUUGCGACUCCGAUCUCGUCUGUGUCGUCAUCGAGUAAUUCAUGGCAGAAAUCGGCAAUUAUGGAAAAUAAUAGAUAUCCACAAAUGACCCCAACCUCGUCAACAUAUGCUUCAACAAGACCAAAUACGCCUAGCAACUAUUCCAACUAUCAUUUGGAAAGAUAUUCACGUAGGUAUAGUAAUAAUAAUGGUAAUUUUGGAUAUCAAAUAAAAGAGGAAGAAGGGUCAAUGCAGCCUAUGGAACCAAAUUACAGCGUAUUUCCGCCAUAUUCUCAACAGUAUGGAUACCCACCUCAAUUUGACCAUGGUAAAAAUGGCAUUAGUAAUGAUAUGCCCUUGAUGAUGCAAAUGCAACAAUCAAAUUUCCAUAAAAAUUACUCGAAUGUUCCUCUCUCGCCGACGUCACAAUAUCCUAUGUCUGCAAAUGAUUUUACUUUCGAAAAUCAUAGUAUACAGUUAGAGGAUACAUUAUUUUUUUUUGAUGACUUUUAA
Tetrapisispora phaffii CBS 4417 is the source of this 1062-nucleotide messenger RNA. RefSeq names its product Lee1p (gene LEE1). Bases 1 to 1062 code for a protein of 353 amino acids. The transcript has a single exon. Gene Ontology annotation, biological process: protein polyubiquitination. The record is from RefSeq and is a predicted model, not a curated record. NCBI's taxonomy places the organism in Eukaryota, Fungi, Ascomycota, Saccharomycetes, Saccharomycetales, Saccharomycetaceae. Gene Ontology annotation, molecular function: metal ion binding; ubiquitin protein ligase activity.